AUGCCCUCGCCGUCUAAAGGCAAAGGCAAAUCGACCGAAACCCAAGGGAUAAGCGCCAAUACCAACACCACGAACGUUGAUUCCAACGCGAAUUUGGAUUCAAGGAUGAGGGACAUGAAGAUACCAACGAGACUGUACACCUCGAUGCACAUCCCAACGGCCAUUUCGUCCCCUUCGACGAAGUGCAUCCAGUGGACGCCAGAAGGACAGUUGUUGUUCGUGACGAAGAGCGUGGUGUACAUCUUUACCCCAGAUACAGGCAUAAACUUUGACCUCUCCUCGACGUUUAAACCUGCACUCCCGACGUUGCCGACUGCACCUUCUGCAGCCCUACCGGUAUCAUCCCAGCUACAACCCACGUCAAAUGUUCCAAACUCUAGUAGUGGAGACCUAGUCCUGAAAGUCGGAGAUGACGACCAAGCGAUGGGGUGGUUCAGGACUAUUGUGCAGGAUGCGCCUAAUCCGGGUGGUGCUACGGGAGCUGGAGGUGGGACCGCCAGCGGAGGAGGAACGGCCAGUAGCGCAACAGGAGGGGCAAGCACCAGUGGAGGAGGAACAGGAAGUACCUUUUGGCCUAAAUACUCUCAAGAAUGGGGAACGGUAGCCUUGGGCUCAAUCGAUACCGCCAUCUCGAGUGUUGCAUGCUCACCGGGAGGGGUUUCUGGGGAUGGGAGGCCUAUCCUCGCACUCUUGACUACCAAUAUGGAUUUAUCGCUUUGGACACCGGGGAAGAAUUACCUCAAGGGGGAGUGGUUUAAGAUAACAGACUUGACACCGACGCUCCUCGAGUACCACGCAGCGUUGACGAGUUCGGUCGAUGGAGGUGUAGAGGGCGUGUUGCAGGCUCAGAGUACUUGUCUAACAUGGACACCCCGCGCUCCAUUCCAAACCUCUCCUUCGCUCAUCUCGCUCGAUUCCUCUUUGUUGGUGGUCGGCAACCGAGCGGGGUGUUUGACAUUUUUGAGAUAUUCACCAACCUCGCCAUCAAAUAUCAAAAUCCUGCUCGCGAAACGUGUGGCCAAUGGGUGGGUUACGAAGAUUGAUGUUUCUGGGUGGAGGGUGAAGGGUGAAGGCACAUGUGAUGCGCUUCUGGCGUAUGCAAGUUCGACUGGGGACGUGGGUGUGGUUAGGGUCGUGCAGCAGUUGACCUCUUCUCCUCCGAGCUCGCCUGCUUCUGGAGACGAGGGCGCCAGUGGAUACAGCAUCGAACUGCAAGUCGAAGACGGUCUGGACAGCGCUUCCUUAAACUUGGACAACGCAGCUGUGACGGCUCUGCGAUGGGUACAAGUGCGUGAUCGGGACUCGCCGGUGCUGGUCAUUUGUAAACCGGGAAUUUUGUACCUCUACUCUCCUCCCUCGGCCUCAAACGAUGCCAACCCCUCCAAUACCUCCAAUGUCGCCUUCAGCGAGUCCAACAAACCCCAGUCAGCUCUCGUCCCCCUCCCCCUCCCACCGCUCCCCUCCCCGCCCUCGGCCCACACCAACUCGCCGUUCCAUCCCGUCUCUGGGAUCCUCUACGUCGAGAGGGAGGAUAAGCUCGUGGUUGUGCUGUUUGAUGGGAGUGUGUACGUUGUGAGGGGUGUUGGGCGGGGUGAGUUUGGGAGGGAGGUGGAAGUCGUUCUGGAAUCGGGGUCGGCUGAAGAUCUGUCGUCCCACCAUCCAAACCCAUCCUCCCCAAUCCUAUCCUGCCAGACCCUCUCCACGCGCCUCCGGACGGUGUUCAAAACAGUCGAAAGCCGGUAUCUGGGCGUGAAGAUUGAUGCGAGGGUGAUGAGUCGGGUUAAUGGGGUUGUUAGUUGGGAGUCGGGGGUGGUUGGUGCGAACGCUGAUGCUGGUACUGGUGCGGGUGGGGUUGUUUGGGUGCAUGAAUCCUCGACUCCCUCGGAUUUCAGCUACAAACAUGACGCGAAGCAUUCGAAUACGUUGGUCGUUGCCGAGUUGCUUUCGUCUACUCUGGGAGGAGUGGGAGGAGGAAGAGGAGGAGGGGUGGACCCGGUGAGGAUGUUGGAGGAUGUGUUGGGUGGGUUUGAUUUAUCUUCACCGAUUAGCCCGACGCACCUCCUCCGGCCGUUCUUCCACCUCUUGCAGACGGACCAAGCCUUGUUCGAGAGGUGUCGGGAGGGGAUCUUGGGUGUGCUCGUGAGGGGGUUGGAGGGGGUGUCCGAGGCGAGGGAUAGAAUGUUGGUUGAGGGGUGGGGGGUACACGGUGGUGAGGACGGCGAUAAGCGUGAGGAGGGCGAUGUGCGCGAAGGAAGCGGGGAGGGCGAUGAAGAUAAGAUGGACGUGGACGACGAAACGCCCAAUGAAGCAGGAAGAAGAGGAAGAUUGGAUCAGGCAACGUCCCAGGUAACCCUGGAAAAAGUGAAACAAAAGUUCGAGUUUAGUCUCCGGAAUCAUCUUUUUGGAACGCGGGCGUUGGUGGUGUUGAGGAUCAAGUUGGGAGUGGCUGAUUUCGUUUGGAAACACUCCUCCAACGACACGCACCGCAAAGAAUGUGGAGAGAUUGCACAGCGCAUCCUAAAUGAGAUCUCGUACUGGAAUUUGAAGAUCGUGAUUGGGGAUGUUAGAGGUGUUGUUAGGUUCUUGGGGGCCGCAGACGCCCCCUUCAUCCUCCGGCUCAUCCUUCAAUCUGCGCUUCCCGGAUCCCCGCCUGAUCUCGUUGAAGAGGGGAAGAAGUUGAUGGAGGCGACUGCGGAGUUGGGUUCGAGUGUUUCGGUUGCACCACCACUACCGCCGCAGCCGCCUCAUGCAGUGAUAGAUCCUGUACUGGCGGGGAUAGGGCAAGAGGUUGCGCCUCCUCCGCCUGGUGCUGGUGUGGACCCCCCUCCUCCUCCUGCACCGACCCCUACAACGACGACGACAGAACCAACGCAAGCACUGAAACCACCUACAGCGACAGCAUCGACGACGCAUGCACCAGGGCCAGGACCAGGGCCAGCGCCCGCCCCACCACAGCUCCCGACCACAGAACCCUGCCCGGCGUGCCACACGCCCAUCCCUCUAACGGACACCACGACCGCGGUGUGUGCGCGCGGGCACGUGUGGAGGCGGUGUUCGGUUAGUACGUUUGUUAUUCGGGGCGUUGUUGGUGUGUUUGGUGCUGGGUCUGGGUCUGGGUUGGGUUCGUUUAGUACUGGGUCGGGGUCGUCGGUUGGUAUUGCGUCUGGGUCGUCGGUUACGACUGGAGGGGAUGGAGGAGGAGGAAUAGAAGGAGGGGGAAGAAAAGAACCCGAGUGGAAAAAACUCGAUGUAUACGGUGUCCGGUCUUGUGUUGGGUGUAGCCGGAAACGGGGUGGUAUUUCUGGACCUCCUGGUCCUGCGGGAGUAGUAGGUGUAGGACCAGCUGGAGGAGUGGGAGGUGGCGGACCAGCUGGGGGACUAGUAGGCGGACCAAGCCAAGGCUGGUUGGUGAACCAAGUCCUACGCGCCGUUGAUCAAUGUAUGUAUUGUAACAAUCGGUUUGUUAGUCUGUUGUAGUCGGUGUAGUUUGAAGUACCUGC
Molecule: messenger RNA, 3500 nt
Organism: Coprinopsis cinerea okayama7#130
Lineage: Eukaryota; Fungi; Basidiomycota; Agaricomycetes; Agaricales; Psathyrellaceae
Exons: 13
Coding region: 1-3477 (1158 amino acids)
Biological process (GO): transcription initiation at RNA polymerase III promoter
Cellular component (GO): transcription factor TFIIIC complex
Molecular function (GO): histone acetyltransferase activity
Source: RefSeq, a predicted model, not a curated record